Messenger RNA from Oikopleura dioica, 756 nucleotides. The record is from the annotation of a GenBank genome assembly. Lineage: Eukaryota; Metazoa; Chordata; Appendicularia; Copelata; Oikopleuridae.
AUGAAACAAUUAAGAGAUAACGAGCUAAAAACCGUCGAAGAAGAGAAAGAAGGGCUCGAAGAAGAGAAAAAAGAGCUUGAAGAAGAGAUUGCGAAUCUGGAAGAAAAGAAUGAUGAACUUGAAGAUAGAGUCGAAUCAAAAAAUUUAACGAUUGAGACGCUUCGAAAAUCCCUUUCACAAGUGGAAUCCGAAUUAAAAGAAGAAAGAACAUACGAGGAAGUUCUUUUCACCAAUUCUGAGCGUUUACAGGGCCUUGGUUUUUACUUUGGUAAAGAUGACGCCGAAACUCGACAGAGUCUCUCAAGCGAAUCUCAUUCGACAAUCGCUAAGCAUGUGAAAAAUGGUCUGCGUCAAAUCAAUGUCAAAUUUCAUUUUCAAUCAUCUUACGACAAUACGAUCAAUGGACUUCGAAUAAGAAGCCCAAAACAGGGAGAAGAUGGAUCAAUUUGGUAUCUGUACAUUACAAACAGCAAUGGCUCCUCAAAAUUCCGAGCAAUCGCCGAAAACAUAGAUCCCGAAACCGGAAAAGUGACUAGCAAAACAGACGAGAUCUACAGCUCUGGUGAAAACGAACAAUGCGUGACAACUCCUUUUGUUGGACCUGCUGGAUAUAUCAGAUGGAACAUUCAGCUUUUUGCCAGAUUAGAAAAUGCAGUCUCGAAUCUUCAAUCUGAGCUGAAGGAAACAAAAACAUUUAGCACAGUUUCAUUCUCAAAUUCGAACAGCUUAAAGGGUCUCGGGUUUUAUUUUGGCUAA